UAUAAUAAUUAAUAAUUAUUACAUUUAAUAUUAUUUCAUAUUUGUAAGAAAUAUACUUAUACACCUAAGCAAGCUUAUAGGUUGAAUUUAAGUAGAUAUUUACUAUUUUCCUAUUUGGUCUAAACUUGAGUUCAAAUUAUACUUAACAUUAUCAUAAUUCAGUUCUUGAUUGGUUAUUGACAUAUGCUGAUUGUUUUUUGCAAUAAUUCAGACAUUUAUUCAAUUUAAAUAAGAUUAUUAUAAUAUGGAUAAUAACCAUGAAACAACUGCAACUAAGCCAGAAGGAUUGGAACAGGAUGAAUUGAUAAUUCAACAACAUCGAGAAAUUGAAAAAGAGAUUUCCGAUUCUAUAUUGUUAAUUGGUCAAAAAGAAGAAUUAACAUCACUUGAAACUGAAUACAUAAAUGAUCCCGUUUACUUAACUAAAAUUCAAGAUCUAAAUAAAAAGUACAAAUGCAUGAGACGUGCAAGACCAGAUGGUAAUUGCUUCUUUAGGUCAUUUGCUUUUGCAUAUUUUGAAUAUUUGAUGGACCAUAAUGAAGAAUAUAAGCAUUUCAAAGAACGUGCACUAAAAAGCAAGGAUGAAUUGAUCUCUUGUGGUUUUACUCAAUUUACAUUAGAGGAUUUUCACGAUACAUUUAUGGAAGUGGUCAAUUUGAUUGGUGAAGGCCAACAUGAGAAAUUAUAUGAUACUUUUAAUAUGCAAGGUUACUCAGACUAUGUAGUGGUGUAUCUUCGUUUGAUAACCUCAGGACAACUUCAAAAAGAUGCAGAGUUUUAUAAGCAUUUUAUUGAAGGGGAUCGGACUGUUGUAGAGUUUUGUCACCAGGAAGUAGAGCCGAUGUUCAAAGAAAGUGAUCAUAUUCAUAUUAUUGCAUUGAGUACUGCGUUAAAUGUUGGAGUUCGAGUAAGAUACAUGGACAGAGGUGAAUCAUCUGAAGCUAUUGCCCAUGAUUUCCCUGAAGGAUCUCCAGUCUGUGUUCAUCUUCUCUAUAGGCCUGGCCAUUAUGAUAUAUUAUACAGUAGAUAAAGUCAAAUGUGUUUAAUUUUGAAAUUAAUUAAUUAAUACAAUCAAAUUUAACAUCAUUAUUUAGAUGGUUGUUUUAUUUAAAUAUUAAAAAAAGAAAAGAAAUUGAUAGUUCCAUAUAUAAAUUACACCAACUCAUCAAAUAUCUUAAGCUUGAUUGAACUUAUUUAAUAGAUUUUUAAUUAAAUAAUUGUACACUCAUACUAUAGAUUUACUUGCUCACAAAUUAUGUGUUUUUAUGUUAUACAAUACUGUCUGAAAAGCAAAUAAAUUUUUGUUUCUAAUGUUUCUUGGUGAUGUGCAAUAAUAAUAGUACUUUAUUUUUUUUUUUAUAUGAUUUUGAAAUAAAAAGUUAAGUUUAUUGA
Messenger RNA from Acyrthosiphon pisum (pea aphid), 1392 nucleotides. Its product is annotated as ubiquitin thioesterase otubain-like. The transcript has 6 exons. Gene Ontology annotation, biological process: protein K48-linked deubiquitination. The coding region runs from base 245 to 1030 and encodes 261 amino acids. Gene Ontology annotation, molecular function: ubiquitin binding; cysteine-type deubiquitinase activity. Gene Ontology annotation, cellular component: nucleus. The record is from RefSeq and is a predicted model, not a curated record. NCBI's taxonomy places the organism in Eukaryota, Metazoa, Arthropoda, Insecta, Hemiptera, Aphididae.